Messenger RNA from Ilex paraguariensis (yerba mate), 777 nucleotides. NCBI's taxonomy places the organism in Eukaryota, Viridiplantae, Streptophyta, Magnoliopsida, Aquifoliales, Aquifoliaceae. The record is from the annotation of a GenBank genome assembly.
AUGAGUGACGACAUUUUUGGUGGACAGAUAUUGGCUGACAAGCUGUCUAAACUCAACAGUUCUCAACAGAGCAUAGAAUCGUUAUCCCGUUGGUGCAUUUCUUACCGGAAGAAAGCCAAACAAAUAGUCGAAACAUGGGAUAAGUUGUUCAAAUCUGCACAGCGAGAGCAGCGAGUUUCAUUUUUGUAUUUGGCCAAUGACAUUUUGCAAAAUAGUAGGCGAAAAGGCAGUGAGUUUGUGAAUGAAUUUUGGAAGGUCCUUCCUGCAUCUCUCAAGCAUGUUUAUGAAAAUGGUGAUGAAAAUGGAAAGAAAGCAGCCUCCAGACUGUGCAUUUCUACUUAUCCAUUUUUGGGGUGGGAUUGGGGUGGGAAAAUUGGUCAGGUUGACAUAUGGGAAGAGAGGAAAGUUUUUGGAUCUCGUGGUCAGAACCUUAAAGAUGAGAUGCUGGGUAAGAAUCCCCCUCCUCUGCUGGUUAGUAAUGGAAAGAAUUCAAAUCCCAUCAAGAUAGUGAAGAGGGAUGCACACUCAUUAAGAAUUAAAUUGGCUGUUGGCGCUAUACCGGAGAGAAUAGUAACUGCAUUUCACUUGGUUCAUGAUGCAAAUGUGAAUGAAGAAGCUGCUUUAGACAAGUGUAAAGAUGCAGUUCGUCGAGCUGGUGAAAUGGACAAAGAUGUUGACAAUAUGUCUGCUCAAGCUCAUGCUCACAUUCACCAGAAGCAGAUUCUAAUCAUCCUAUUGCCUCGCAUCUCCUGCACUUUUUUCAUCGCGGAAACUUAG